CAAAGUGUUGAGUGAGAGACGAUUCCAAACCCUUUUGGUUCCAAAAUUAAAUCAUGGCUUCUUCCGGCGACUCCAGCCAAAAUGACGGCUUUACAAGUAGCAGCAGUAGUAGUAGUAAUUUGAUAAAUCAUCCAUCUUUGAAGAAACAGAAGUUGAGCGUGACCAAAACCCUAGAUCGAAUUAGUCAGUUGCCGGACUCAGUGCUAGUUCAAAUACUCUCUCUUUUGCCUACGGCAAAGGAUGCAUUCAAAACCUGUAUUCUCUCUAAAAGGUGGCGCUACCUCUGGGCUUCAGUUGAUAACCUCAAUUUCACUCGUACAAGUUACCGGAAAACAAACUACUUCGUAUCCUUUGUUGACUAUGUGUUAGCUCAUUUUGUUUCUUCCAAAAUAAAAAGAUUAAAGCUCGACUGCAUUCGCCUGUCUCCAUACAAGUCGCAUAUGAGCCGAUGGCUUAGUUUUGCUGUUGAAAAUAAAGUGGAAGAUUUUGUAUACUGGUCAAGUUCUAAUAGGAACGGUUGCACAUUGCCUGAAUCUUUCUACACCUGUUCCUCUUGGUAACAUUACAUUUGAAAUUUUAUUGCUUUGAUUCUGGAGCGGCCAUUCAGUGGAAGUCUCUAAAGAGCAUAAAGUUGGAGUAUUUGGUGUUAU
Nicotiana tabacum (common tobacco) is the source of this 650-nucleotide messenger RNA. NCBI's taxonomy places the organism in Eukaryota, Viridiplantae, Streptophyta, Magnoliopsida, Solanales, Solanaceae. The record is from RefSeq and is a predicted model, not a curated record.